Messenger RNA from Penicillium riverlandense, 1623 nucleotides. RefSeq names its product glycosyltransferase family 69 protein. NCBI's taxonomy places the organism in Eukaryota, Fungi, Ascomycota, Eurotiomycetes, Eurotiales, Aspergillaceae. Bases 1 to 1623 code for a protein of 540 amino acids. The record is from RefSeq and is a predicted model, not a curated record. The transcript has a single exon.
AUGACGGCCCGUCUGCUGCACCCGGAUGAGUACGAGCUGGGCUCGCGCUCGUCUCUCGACUCUCAGGGGACAUUCAAUCUUGAUGAUGCCGACUUCGAAUCACAAGCUCCGCCACGAGCCCGGUUUCGCGUCCAGCAACCCUGGUGGUCUCGCAUCUUCUCAUCCACCUACUCCGGCUAUCGUCGUCUACAGACCAACUCACGCCCGGUCUUCGCGGGCUCCAAACGCCCAGGCUGCCAUCGCCGACUCCUGUGUCGUGGCCGACGCUGUUGCUACAUCCAUGUCGUCUUUGGCAUUAUCUUUGCGCUCGUUGUCCUCACCUCCAUCGUCCGUCCUUCCUACACCGAUCCACCGCCGCAUUACGAGUUACUGAAAAAGACCACGCUGGAAUCCACGUACCCCGGGCGAGGAAACCCAAGAAACGAAAAGGUAUUUAUUGCGGCAAGUUUGUAUGAUCGCGGCGGGGAAUUGGCGCGUGGCCAAUGGGGCCGACAGCUUCUGCAGUUGAUCGACUUGCUAGGGGAGGAUAAUGUGUUUGUGAGCAUCUAUGAAAAUGACAGCGGGGAAGAAGGGGAGAAUGCAUUGCGUGAGCUUGAGCAGCAAAUUCCCUGCCCCAAAGCCAUCGUCGCGGAAGCGCAUCUGGACCUAACCACUCUGCCCCAUGUGACCGUCCCCGGCGGCGACCAACGAGUCAAGCGCAUCGAGUAUUUGGCCCAAGUGCGCAAUCGGGCGUUGAAGCCAUUAGAUGAGCAACCGGAGAUCCGGUAUGAUAAGCUUCUUUUCCUCAACGACAUCCUUUUCGAACCCAUCGAUACACUUCAAUUACUCUUCUCCACCAACGCCAACGAGGAUGGUAUCCCACAGUACCGGGCGGCUUGCUCCGUCGACUUCGACAACCCCUUCAAAUUCUACGACACAUACGCCACGCGCGAUCUCCAGGGCUACAGCAUGGGCCUCCCAUUCUACCCCUGGUUCGCCACGACUGGUGGUGGUGAGAGUCGCAAGGAUGUCCGCGCGGGCAAAGAUGCCGUGCGGGUACGCAGUUGCUGGGGUGGAAUGGUGGCAUUUGACGCCAAGUACUUCCAGCAAGGGACGAACAAGUCCAACAGCCCUGAGGCAGUGGAGAACCACUUUCCUCCGACACAAGAUAUGGUACAAAAAUCGCCCGUCCGCUUUCGAGCAGGCCGUGAUCUAUUCUGGGAAGGCUCGGAAUGCUGCCUCAUCCACGCGGACAUCCAAGAACCGCAGACCAACGUCGACGAAAUAAUUGACACGGGCAUCUACAUGAACCCAUUUGUCCGCGUCGCCUACGAUAGCCGGACCUUGUCCUGGCUACCUAUCACCCGCCGCUUCGAGAAGCUCUACUCCUUCAUCCACACCGUGGGCAACCAUCUCGUCGGUCUCCCGUGGUAUAAUCCACGGCGCACCGAGACUCUCGGCCAGAGCGUGCAGGACACGGUGUGGGUGGUAAAUGAGAAGCAGGAAAACGGCGGCUCCUUCCAGACGGUGGAGCGCAUUGCGGGUAACGAUGGGUUUUGUGGUCGACGUGGCCUUCAGGUUAUUGUCGAGGACCGUCAGCCGGGUCAGAAAGGGUGGGAGACGAUUCCUACUCCCUCGCCAUGA